AUGUUGUUGUUUCCAUUGUCAUCAGUUAUCCUUUUGUACAUCAUUUUCACUGCAGAACUCUACAAGAUGGUUUGUGAUCCAGAUGAGACUAAUCUAGACAUACAUAUACCUGCUAUCAUGCUCCCACAAGAUGCUGGCACAAGUUUGGAAAAAAUGUUACUGAACAGUUCGUCAGUGUCUGUGCAGUUGUACUCUCCACGACGACCAGUAGUUGACAUAGCAGAAGUAUUUCUGUGGCUGAUGGCGGUUGGUACUAUCGUCUGUGCCUCUUAUUGGUCAGCAUGGAGUGCUAGAGAAGCAGCUAUAGAACAGGACAAACUAUUAAAGGAUGCUUGUGAAGAAGUUCCAGCCACCAAAGCUAUUAGUGGGAGCAGUGUGGUGGACAUCAACACAAUAUCAGCAGUCUUAUUUGUUGUCAUCGCAUCAUGCUUCUUGAUUCUAAUUUACAAACUAAUGUCAUUGUGGUUCGUUAAGCUUUUGGUGGUUCUUUUCUGCAUGGGUGGUGUAGAGGGUCUGCAAACUUGCAUUGUUGCCUUACUUUCGAGGUGGUUCAAACCUGCUGCAGGAGCAUUCAUUAAAUUACCUUUCUUUGGAGCGCUCUCAUAUCUUACUUUGGCUGUUUCUCCAUUCUGCAUGGCUUUCGCCAUUGUUUGGGCAGUGUAUCGAGACCGGUCCUUUGCUUGGAUAGGUCAAGAUGUACUUGGAAUUGCGCUCAUAAUUACAGUUUUACAGAUUGUACAUGUACCAAACCUUAAGGUGGGUACUGUACUCCUAAGUUGUGCCUUCUUGUACGACAUAUUUUGGGUAUUUGUGUCUAAGAAGUUGUUCGAAGAAAGUGUGAUGAUUGUGGUAGCACAAGGUGACAGAAGUGGAGAGGAUGGUAUUCCAAUGCUACUAAAAAUCCCACGCAUGUUUGAUCCAUGGGGUGGUUACAGCAUAAUAGGCUUUGGUGACAUCCUUUUACCAGGACUGGUAAUAGCGUUUUCGCUUAGGUAUGAUUGGUUGGCAAAGAAGAAUCUUCGAACUGGAUACUUCAUGUGGGCUAUGUUUGCUUAUGGUUUAGGUCUUCUCAUUACUUACAUGGCACUAAAUUUGAUGGAUGGCCAUGGCCAACCGGCACUGCUUUAUAUCGUUCCAUUCACACUUGGGACCUUUUUGACAUUGGGGAGGAAGAGAGGUGACCUAACAAUUCUUUGGACAAGAGGAGAACCAGAAAGGGCCUGCCCACAUAUCAAACUCGAAAGCCCUUUAGAAUCAAACCCAGAUAAGUAAGUCGUUCCUCUUGUAAAUCAAUCGAAGCAGAAGCGCUAUACGUAAUGGAUCAUCAUCACUCUUAUGGUAAAAAGUCCAGCUUAUCAAACAUUGGCUAAACUAGCAAUUGCCAGAAAGUUUAAUGUGCUCUCUAAUUAACCCAGGAUUACACUGGCAGUGUGCAUGACAGUGUAUGAUUGAUGCAAGAUUUGGCUCCAUGAUAAAAUGCAUUAUGUUUUCUGUUUUCUGUUGCUUCACUUUUGGUUAUCAUCAUCAAACUCCUUCUAUUUUUGGCAGUUUUGUUC
Ilex paraguariensis (yerba mate) is the source of this 1556-nucleotide messenger RNA. The record is from the annotation of a GenBank genome assembly. NCBI's taxonomy places the organism in Eukaryota, Viridiplantae, Streptophyta, Magnoliopsida, Aquifoliales, Aquifoliaceae.